Messenger RNA from Larimichthys crocea (large yellow croaker), 1992 nucleotides. It is a transcript of the gene aplnr2, whose product is annotated as apelin receptor 2. Bases 216 to 1652 code for a protein of 478 amino acids. NCBI's taxonomy places the organism in Eukaryota, Metazoa, Chordata, Actinopteri, Sciaenidae. Gene Ontology annotation, molecular function: C-C chemokine binding; C-C chemokine receptor activity. Gene Ontology annotation, cellular component: membrane; external side of plasma membrane. Gene Ontology annotation, biological process: positive regulation of cytosolic calcium ion concentration; G protein-coupled receptor signaling pathway; neutrophil chemotaxis. The record is from RefSeq and is a predicted model, not a curated record. The transcript is spliced from 2 exons.
AGAUGUAGAGACUGAGACAGGAGCACACAGGGGGAAAAGUGACAUGAGAGAAGACGAGGUGAGAGGACAGGGCCUGAAUUUUGCUGCACAAUGAUCAUCACGGUACUUUAAGAAAGGAUUUCAUCCGAGCUGAUGAAGCAGCCCGAGACCGUCCGAGUCAUCUGUGGAAGAAGUUAAAGCGAGCCGAUGAGAGAUUUUAUGUAGAAACCACAGCGAUGGACGCACAGAUCUCAGAUGCAGACUUCCUCACCUCCCCCUCCCCUUCUACCUCACCUCUCUACCACUGCGACUACAGCGACUGGUCCCCCUCCUUCUCCAUCAUCCCUUCCAUCUACCUGCUGGCCUUCUUGGUCGGUUGCCUCGGCAACGGCCUGGUGCUGUGGGCCUACUUGGACCGAGCCGAAGGAAGGGGGACGAGGACCGGGGAUAAAACUGGAAGGUUCUGUUGCACUGGCUUUUUCAGAAGCAGUCAGCAGAACAUCAGCUCUGGGAGAUUUCCUCCAAAGAACAAAGACUGUGGAUAUUCCUCAGGCCAAAGCUGCAGACCCUCCUCUCACUCCUCCUCCUCCACCUCCUCCUCUCAUUCUCCCUCCAUCCCUCGCUCCUCACGCUCACUGACAGACUCUCUGAUAGCCAGCCUUGCAUUGGCUGACCUCUGCUUCCUGGUCACCCUCCCUCUGUGGGCGGUCUACACAGCGAUGGGAUACCACUGGCCUUUUGGGCAACCCCUCUGCCAAAUCAGCAGCUUCCUCACUGCGCUCAACAUGUAUGCCAGCGUGUUCAGCCUGAGCAUGCUCAGUGUGGAGCGGUAUUGGGUUCUGACUGGACACCGGCACUCCAGCAGCCACCAUGCUCCACAGAGCUGCUCCAGCAGGGCUCUGUGGAUACUUGGAGGGGUGUGGGUGUCGGCAGGAGUGCUGGCACUUCCUGGCCUGCUGCUGCGCUCUGUCAGGGAGGUGGAGGUGGAUCCUGAAUCUGAGGAUGAUUGGCAAGUAGAGCCUACUGGAUCGGUGUUCCUGUCCUGUCAGAUGGAUUACUCCAUGCUGAUUGGAGCAGGGCUGGAGGAGACAGAUCGAGAGAGGGCAGAGAUGUGGUGGGCGGCCGCCUUGAGUCUUAAAUCAACUCUAAUUGGCUUCCUGCUCCCUCUUGUCAUCUUGCUGGUCUGCUACUGCUCAUUGGCCCAGCUCCUCAGCAGACACUUUGGACGGGGCCCUCGCCCUGACCGAAGGCGCCAGCGAAGACUCCUCAGGGUCAUUAUCACUUUAGUGAUGGCCUUCUUCCUGUGCUGGCUGCCUCUGCAUGUUAAUAAGACUGUUUCCCUGCUGCUGGAGUUUGGCUUUGUCCCAUACUCCUGCUCUUUAGAUCAGAUUUCACUGGCUGCUCAGCCGUACGUCACCUGUUUAGCUUAUCUCAACUCCUGCCUCAACCCUCUCCUGUAUGCCGCCUGUGACCCGUCGUUCAGGAAGAGAUGCAGAGGAGCUCUCCUCAUGCUGUGCAGGACGAGCAGGAGGGGAGGAGAGCAAAGGGACGGAAAGAAGGACGAAGGAGAGGAAGAGAAAGAGGAAAGGAGUUCGGCCUUUCCCACAAAAACACAAGAGGAGACAGCAGAUAGGACAGAGGACGUGGUCGAGGUGGGGCGGGAUGCUUUCUGAGGCCACGUGAAUCAUGGUCCAACACCAGUAUGAUGUGCUGUUGAAUCUAAACUCAGACUCCUGAAGAAACUGUGUCAAUAUUUUCAAAAUAAACAUCAAAUGAACUUUCUAGAGUUCAUGGGCAUCAUUCCCUGCUUCUAAUCCACAUAUUUCUCACAGGAACGAAGCCACUUCCUAAAAGAUGAGCCCAGAAAUAUCUGUAAUUCUUUGCCAGGCCAAAUGUUCUCAUGUCAUCUGAUCCGUUUCUAUAUUUUGUACUGGUUAUAUACUCUCAGUUGUUUAUUGAUUUUGUGUUGCGCUGCUUUGUAUCUUUUGUUGUCAUUUUUUCUAUUAAAAUAAA